AUGGAUAAGAUAAUGUUAUUUGUAGUUUUUAACGGAAGAUGGAAUGCAAACAACAAAUACAUUGAUCAUGAAGUGAAAAUAUUGAUGGUGGAAAAGGAUAUCAAGUAUGAGGAAUUGGUAAACAAGAUAUACAAAGAGCUCAGAUUGAAUGAAAGAUUGAUUUCAACAAACUUGAUUUUUGAUGCAAAUAUGGAUACAAGCAAAGGAAUGAAGAUAGAAAGUGAUGAGAAUUUACAAGUUUAUCUAAACUUGAACAAGACUGUGGAAGAGUUGAAAAAAUGUCCUCUCAUCGUUGAAGUAGAACAGAGAAAUCAAACCAUUUCUUUGCCAAGAGAAGCUAGCAUUCCAUCUGCUUUAGCAAGCAAUGCAACAAGUCAAAGUUUGACUCUCACAGACCCCAAUACAAAUACUGCAAGCACUAGCAAGAUGAAGAGCGCCUCAACACAAGAAUCCAACAAAUUUACAAAACACGGGCAAGAAGCUCAAUCACCUCUCCAUGUGUUGCCGAAUAUGGAGAUUGAAGUCAUAAGACUCAAUUAUGUUUUCAAGAAUAAGACUGAUCUAAAACACACACUUGCGAAAAUAGCCAUCAAGAAACACUUUCAGUACAGAAUUCAAAAAUCAUGUUCAGAAGCAUUUUGGGCAAAAUGCAUAGAUGAGAAUUGUGGCUGUAGUUACUUCAAAGAGAAGUUUCGUGACCCAGGAUCAACCUAUCGACCAAGGCAAAUAAUAAGAGACAUGAGAGAUGAACAUGGGGUAGGUGUAACAUACAAUAAAGCUUGGAGAGCAAAAACACUUGCAGCUGAUGAUGUUAGAGGGUCAAAUGAGGAAAGUUAUGCAUUGUUGCCUUCAUAUUUGUAUAUGCUACAGUUGGCCAACCCAGGAACUAUAACAAGAGUAUGUAAAGAUGAAGAAAACAGGUUUAAAUACAUGUUUAUUGCUUUUGGGGCUUCAUUAGAUGGAUGGAAGCAAUGUAGACCAGUUAUAGUGGUAGAUGGAACAUUUUUAAAGACGAAAUGUGGAGGUACACUGUAUGCAGCUUGUGUUAAAGAUGGAAACAAUCAAAUUUUUCCUCUCGCCUUUGGAAUUGGGGAUUCAGAAAAUGACAAUGCAUGGAUAUGGUUCUUUACAAGACUAAAAGAAGCAAUAGGAGAACGAUAA
Humulus lupulus (European hop) is the source of this 1161-nucleotide messenger RNA. RefSeq lists its product as uncharacterized. The coding region runs from base 1 to 1161 and encodes 386 amino acids. The record is from RefSeq and is a predicted model, not a curated record. NCBI's taxonomy places the organism in Eukaryota, Viridiplantae, Streptophyta, Magnoliopsida, Rosales, Cannabaceae. The transcript is spliced from 3 exons.